Molecule: messenger RNA, 813 nt
Organism: Fusarium mangiferae
Lineage: Eukaryota; Fungi; Ascomycota; Sordariomycetes; Hypocreales; Nectriaceae
Product: putative Weak similarity to Y.pseudotuberculosis CDP-3,6-dideoxy-D-glycero-L-glycero-4-hexulose-5-epimerase
Exons: 1
Coding region: 1-813 (270 amino acids)
Source: RefSeq, a predicted model, not a curated record
AUGCAUGUAUUUGUUACAGGCUCAACAGGCUUUGUCGGCUCAGCUGUCGUCAAAGAGCUAUUAGCUGCCGGUCACUCCGUACUCGGCCUAGCCCGCAGCGACAAAGGAGUCGAGCAGCUCAAGAACCAAGGCGCCGAAGCCCUUUUUGGUACAAUUGAGGACUUGGAAAUUCUCAAGAAGGGUGCUUCUGCAUCUGAUGCCGUUAUCCAUCUGGCAUUUGUACACAAUAUCCAUCUGGCAUUUGUACACAACUUUGCCGAUUUCAUCGGCUGUUGCGCCAUUGAUCGUGCCGCUAUUACGGCUAUGGGUUCUGCUUUGGUUGAAGCCGGCGGCAAUCGCGCCAUGGUCAUUACUUCGGGUACUAUGAUGCUCGCUCAAGGAAAACUUGGCUAUGAGGAUGAUGAGCCUAACAUGAGCAAUCCUAUGGCGGCAGCUCGUGGAGCUUCUGAGCAAUUGUGUCUCGAUUUUGCCAAGCAAGAUGUUCGAGCUUGUGUUGUUCGACUUCCUCCUACGACGCAUGGGGCUGGAGGAGUUUCUGGGUUCAUGGGCCCAUUUGUGGAAGUCGCACUCGAAAAGGGUGUCUCUGCAUAUGUUGUCGACGGCCAGAAUCAUUGGUGCGCUGGUCAUCGUGACGAUGCGGCUAGAUUGUAUCGUCUGGCUAUCGAAAAAGCAGAGCCUGGAUCUGUUUUCCAUGCUGUCGCCGAGGAGAGCGUCACAGUCAAGGACAUUGCUGCUGAAGUUGGCAAACGGUUGGAUGUUCCUGUUGUCAGCAUUCCGCCAGAGAAGUUACAAGAGCAUUUUGGCUGGUUUUAA